This is a messenger RNA of Scomber scombrus (Atlantic mackerel), 3155 nucleotides long. Its product is annotated as LIM and senescent cell antigen-like-containing domain protein 1. Gene Ontology annotation, cellular component: focal adhesion; cell-cell junction; cytoplasm. The record is from RefSeq and is a predicted model, not a curated record. The coding region runs from base 140 to 1468 and encodes 442 amino acids. Gene Ontology annotation, biological process: cell-cell junction organization; cell-cell adhesion; positive regulation of substrate adhesion-dependent cell spreading. NCBI's taxonomy places the organism in Eukaryota, Metazoa, Chordata, Actinopteri, Scombriformes, Scombridae. The transcript is spliced from 11 exons.
UACAGCUCCCACUCCUUACUGGAUUCUCAUCACUGGAAACUAACAUUAAACCAGCAUUGAGGAUUUUUUUCAAUUUUGGGUUUUUGACUUUUACACAGGUUCUUAGGUGGACUUUUGCAUUUAAUUAGGCCUGUUGUAGAUGAGCGAGACAAUGAACGGUCGUGCUCUGCCACCAUCGAUACCUGAGGAUGGGGAAGCCCCGGACCACUUCCCUCAGGGUGGGAUGAACGGUUACCACCAGAGGCUUCAGGGAGGUGAUGGGGGAGAGGCCGAGCUCCCGGUCUCCAAGUCCCAGAGGCGGAAGAGUGAUGUCAAAGUCUAUAAGGAGUUUUGUGAUUUUUAUGCUCGCUUCAACAUGGCCAACGCGCUGGCCAAUGCCAUGUGUGAGCGCUGCAAGAGUGGUUUUGCCCCGGCAGAGAAGAUCGUGAACAGUAACGGGGAACUUUACCACGAGCAGUGCUUCGUGUGUGCCCAGUGUUUCCAGCAGUUCCCAGAAGGACUCUUCUAUGAGUUUGAAGGCAGGAAAUACUGUGAGCAUGACUUCCAGAUGCUGUUUGCUCCCUGCUGCCACCAGUGUGGUGAGUUCAUCAUUGGCCGUGUGAUCAAGGCCAUGAAUAACAGUUGGCACCCUGAGUGUUUCUGCUGUGAUAUCUGCCAGGCUGUGCUCGCCGAUGUUGGAUUUGUCAAGAAUGCUGGAAGGCACCUGUGUCGUCCGUGCCAUAACCGAGAGAAAGCUCGUGGCCUCGGCAAGUACAUCUGUCAGAAGUGUCACGCCAUUAUUGACGAGCAGCCUCUUCUGUUCAAGAAUGACCCCUACCAUCCUGAUCACUUCAACUGCAACAACUGCGGUAAGGAGCUGACUGCUGAUGCUCGGGAGCUGAAGGGAGAGCUCUACUGUCUGCCCUGCCAUGACAAAAUGGGUGUCCCCAUCUGCGGUGCCUGCAGAAGACCCAUUGAGGGCCGUGUGGUUAACGCCAUGGGCAAGCAGUGGCAUGUGGAGCAUUUUGUGUGUGCCAAGUGUGAGAAACCCUUCCUUGGACACCGUCACUAUGAACGCAAGGGCCUGGCUUACUGCGAAACACACUACAACCAGCUGUUUGGAGAUGUUUGCUACCACUGCAACCGUGUCAUUGAGGGAGAUGUGGUGUCUGCCCUCAACAAGGCCUGGUGUGUCAACUGUUUCGCCUGCUCUACUUGCAACACCAAGCUCACCCUCAAGGAUAAGUUUGUGGAAGUGGAUUUGAAGCCGGUGUGUAAGCAUUGCUAUGAACGCCUGCCAGACGACAUGAAACGCAGGCUGGCCAAGCGUGAACGUGACUCAAAAGAGAAGAAGAAGAAAACUUUGAUACCCAUGAACAAGUUUGUGGAGUUUGACAUGAAGCCAGUGUGUAAGAAGUGCUAUGAGAAAUUCCCUCUGGAGCUGAAGAAGAGGCUGAAGAAGCUGUCUGAAACCGUUGCUCGGAAGUAAACGCAGUCGAGCAGCCAGGAGGGAGGGAGAGGUAGAUGAGACCCUAAUGUGGCCUUGCGAGGGAGAAGUCACAUCUACACAAUCGACAAUCAUGGUUAAGAUAGCAUUUGUGUGUUUCACAUCAGUGGUAUGUUAAAUUUUGGAUCAGUUAUUUCAGUGGAGCUUUCCACUUUUUGUCCUUUCAGUUACAGCCGCAAAACAUUUAGGGUCAUUUUAUGAGUCUGAAACUGACAGAUGGUUCGACAGGCCGUCAGUCAGAAGGUUUAACUUUAAGCCGUUCAGUGCCUUUUGGCUCAAAUACAGUACUGUACUGUAUAUAUAUUCACAUGCUUGUCUUUCUUCACUGCUAGAUAUAUAUUAUACCCAAACACAUAUGAUGAUGGUCCGCUAUUUCAUGAUGAUGUACUGAAUAAACUUAGAAACAUGGGAAUAAUAAAACCUCUGUUGCCAGGUUGUUAAACUGUUUGCGACCUUCUGUUUGACUUAUGUUACUGAUACUCUUAUAAUAAUAGAGUAAAACCCAAAGAAAGUUGAGAAAAAAUGCAGUUUUGUUGAAUGUUUAAUAUCUCUAAUAUUUACUGUUUUGCACCAAUAUGUAUUAUUUCAUUUAUUAUAAAUGCUUAUUUUCUUUGAUAUUGUACAAAAUAAGUUUAGCAUUAUAAAGUUUUUUUUUUUCUUGCAUCAGUAUACUGUAUCCUCCCCAAUGCUUCAGAAAUGGAUUCAACCAUCCCUGAAGUUUGCUGGAUAAUCUUGUUAUGUGCUAUGAAUUGUAUAUGUAGAGCGUUAUCUAUGCAAACUGGUAUUUACACUGAGUUACCAGUUUAUUAGGUUUACUUGUACAAUCAAGUAUAAUCCAAUACAACAGCCCUGAAAUAAAUCCCAAGUUUAUAAUGUUCAGUUUUUGCUUUGUCCUCUCUCAUUUAUAGUAAAUACAAGGAACAUAAUAUUAGAAGUAUCUUUAAAAAAUAUAGCAAUCCUGUGCAACACCACCACUAACUACUGCUCAUACAGCGUCAGAAAUGACCUUAUAGCAGAAUCAACACCUCGUACACCGUGUCAACAAAUACUGAACAUAAUAAGCUUCACAGUGGCAGGAUUUAUUGCAGGGCAAUUGGAAACUCUCAUGUGCAGAGACCGGAUGUGGGAGCAAUGUUAGAUGUUAGAACAUGAGUCUCCACUCUUUGUAAUCCAAGGAAAGUGAUCCUCUUAGUGAGGUAUACAGACUUCCUCAAGGCUCAGACCCACUUAGGAAAGAAAGCCAAUUGUUAAAUGGUAAAAAAAUAAAAUAAUUCCCAUUCAAAAAAUGUUCUGCUUGAGCAGUAUUUUACCAUAGAAAGCUUGUCUUUUAUAUAGCAGUUUAAUAGAAAGACACAUUCCACAAUUUCACAGAAAAACCCCAUGUUUCUGUCCUGAAUUUCACUGCUUAUGCCAAACCAUUUCUCACAGGUCAUGUAGAGGUGCAACUACCUACUGGACUGUUGUGAAGCAGAACUUCAGCACCACUAAAAAUAGUGCAGUAUAAAGCUGUAUAUCUUACAACUAGAGUGACUGAGGUGACUCUACACAGAUAUACACAGAUAUGUAUUUUAACCUCACAAUGCUUGUCAAAAUACAGUAUUUAUUCACAUAACAUCAAAGAUAAGUCUGUCAACCCACCUGAAUAAACAUGUACAGUAUGUCGAUGCUA